Messenger RNA from Epithele typhae, 837 nucleotides. Its product is annotated as NAD-P-binding protein. Bases 1 to 837 code for a protein of 278 amino acids. The transcript has 9 exons. Lineage: Eukaryota; Fungi; Basidiomycota; Agaricomycetes; Polyporales; Epitheliaceae. The record is from RefSeq and is a predicted model, not a curated record.
AUGAAUAGUGAAGCCAAGUCUCUCUUCGGGGUGAAAGGCAAAGUCGCCGUUGUCACUGGAGGCGGGUCGGGCAUUGGGAGCAUGAUCGCAUCCGCGUUUGUGCAGAACGGCGCCAAAGUCUACAUCGCGUCGCGCAAAGAGAAGCAGCUUCAGGACAUGUGUGAAGCGCUCAACAAGAAAGGUCCCGGGAGCUGCCACUAUGUCGUCGCAGACCUGACCACUAAGGCAGGAUGUGACAGCCUCGCAGGCAAGAUCAAGGAGCAAGAGUCGAAGGUACACAUCUUGGUCAAUAACUCGGGCGCGUCAUGGGGGGCUCCGUAUUCCAAUGUUCCCGAGAAGGAAGGUUGGGACAAAAUCCUCUCUCUAAACGUCAAGAGCAUCUUCUACCUCACUGCGGCCUUGACCCCUCUCCUUGCCAAGGAUGCCACCUCGUUCGAUCCCGGACGCGUCAUCAACAUCUCCUCGGUCGCAGGUUUCCUCAGCACGUCCACAGGCUCCAAGCUCGCUGAUGGUGACAUGGGGCUCUGGAGCUACGGCACCAGCAAGGCCGCUGCGAACCACCUCACGGUCCUUCUCUCCACCACCCUUGCGCCCAAGUUUAUCACCGUGAACGCGAUUUGCCCGGGCGUCUUCCCAUCAAAGAUGACCGCAUUCGGAAUCAAGAAGCACGGCGAGGACGGACUCGCUGUGGGCAACCCGUUCGGACGCAUCGGACACCCAAGAGACAUGGCCGGCGUCGCGCUCUUCCUCGUCAGUCCCGCAGCGGCGUACGUGACUGGCAACCACGUCAUCCUCGACGGCUCCGGCAUGCAUUCCCGCUUGAAGGGGAACCUCUGA